AUGACAGCCACGGUGGCUUUCCUGCUCCUGAGCCUUCUGAGGAUGGCGACUCCCAAGGGAGUGUGGUGCCCAGCCUGUGGGCUGGCGGCCCUGGCCCCCACCACGCAGCGGGACGUCCUCAUCGCGCUGGCAAAGCAGAGCAUCCUCUCCAAGCUCCGCUUGCCAGACAGGCCCAACAUCACUCAGCCCACGUCCAGGGGGGCCCUGCUGACCGCGCUCCGCAGGAUGCGUGCGCAGCACAUGGACACGGCCGUCUCCCCAGGGAUGCCCCAUGAUGGCAGCAUCCCACACCUGCGUCCUGGGAUGGGUGUGCAGGAAUAUGAGAUCUUGAGCUUUGCCGAGUCAGGGUCCUCCACCUCCCGCAGCAUUCGCCUGCAUUUCCACUUCACACGGGAGCUGGCUGGGAGCACCGAGAUCCUGCAAGCCACCCUCUACCUGUUCUGGGCAGUCCCCGGCCCCGGGACACAUCCUGUCACCGUCAGACUCUUGCAGCCAGACCUGACGGGGCUGAACAUGACCGUGGCCAGUGAGACACGGCUGGAGGUGCAGAGGGCCGGCUGGGCCACGCUGGACGUGGGCCAAGCUGUCCAGAGCCUCUUCAGCCAAGGGAGCCAGAGGCUCACUGUGGAGCUGGAGGUGGCAGAGGACUGGGGGUCUCCCCUCCUGGCUGGCCACAGUGAUUCCCACUGGCCAUUUGUUGCAGCCCAGGCCCGGGCCAGGACGCCCCAUCGGGUCCAGCGGCGUGGCAUUGAUUGCAGUGGGGACUCUCGGAUGUGCUGCCGCAAGGAAUUCUUCGUAGAUUUCAAGGAGAUUGGCUGGGAGGACUGGAUCAUCCAGCCAGAGGGAUAUCACAUGAACUACUGCGCCGGGCUCUGCCCCCUGCACAUGGCUGGCAUCCCUGGCCUCGCCGCCUCCUUCCACACAGCUGUCCUCAACCUCAUCAAAGCCAACAACGCGGACGCAGCCGUGGACUCCUGCUGCGUGCCCACGCAGCGUCGCCCUCUCUCUCUGCUCUACUAUGACCGGGACAGCAACAUUGUUAAGACCGACAUCCCCGACAUGAUUGUCGAUGCCUGUGGUUCCCGCCGGGGCCCCGACGACGACGAGCGGGGCUACGAGAUCAUCAGCUUCGCGGAGCCAGAGCUCACAUCUCCCUCUGGCUUGGGGCUGCAGUUCCAGUUCAGCCGUACACAAGACCAGGAUGUUCACAUCCUGCAGGCUCAGCUUUGGCUCUACCUUCGAGUUCCCCGAGACCUGGUAGCCAGCCUCACCCUGAGAAUCUUCCUUGCUGGUGGGGAAGGUGAUUUGGUGGGGGGCAAUCGCACAUUGCUGAGCGAGAGGCGACUGAGUGCUAAGGGCAGUGGCUGGCAUGCCUUCACCCUCAUGCCUGCCCUGCAGAGUUUCUUUGGGGGAGAGCGCAGGACCCUGCGGCUGGAACUGGAAAGCCAUGGGGAUGGGGGUGAUAUCACGGCAAUAGUCAAUGCCAGCCGGUCCCACCAGCCCUUCUUGGUGGCCGAGGCAAAGGUGCGGGAGCCGGGACACCACGUGGCCAAGCGCAGCCUCCGCUGCAGCCAGAACUCCAACCUCUGCUGCCGCAAGGACUACUACGUGGAUUUCCGUGACAUUGGUUGGAACGACUGGAUCAUUAAGCCUGAGGGCUACCAGAUAAACUACUGUGUGGGCCAGUGCCCUCUACAUGUGGCAGGCAGCCCUGGGAUGGCCUCUUCUUUCCACACAGCUGUCUUCAACCUUGUCAAAGCUAACAACAUCCAGGCAUCAGGGCACUCUUGCUGUGUGCCCACGCGACGCCGGCCCCUCUCUGUCCUCUACUUCGAUCGCAAUAGCAACAUUGUCAAGACUGACAUCCCUGACAUGAUUGUUGAUGCCUGUGGCUGUAGCUAG
Aptenodytes forsteri (emperor penguin) is the source of this 1902-nucleotide messenger RNA. Its product is annotated as inhibin beta C chain. Gene Ontology annotation, cellular component: extracellular region. Gene Ontology annotation, biological process: BMP signaling pathway; SMAD protein signal transduction. The record is from RefSeq and is a predicted model, not a curated record. Gene Ontology annotation, molecular function: cytokine activity; growth factor activity; hormone activity. The transcript is spliced from 4 exons. Bases 1 to 1902 code for a protein of 633 amino acids. Lineage: Eukaryota; Metazoa; Chordata; Aves; Sphenisciformes; Spheniscidae.